AACUCCGUCUUCUCAUUGUUCUAUCGAAAUUUAUAAAAGGGACUAAUUGCUUUAAAUUCUUGAAAAGAAGACUCCCUUCGUCUUGCAUUAAACGGUUAGAUGAACUUGCUAAUCUGAAGUGCAAAAUUGCAUCUGAAAAGAUAAAACUGGGGUUUUACAAGACUUGCAUUAUUACACACACAUUUCCAAGGCAGUUUUAUAAAUCUUUGCGAUCCAAUAAGUUGCAUCCAAAUGUUUCUAAUCUUUUACGGCUUGCGAAAUCUCAUAAAGAAAAAUGUAAUGAUAUGAUAAAUAAGCUAAUCGAACUUCAUACUCAGGCAUCAUGUGUAUUAUCGAAUAUUUCUCUUAUAUGUCAUAUUUAAUUUAUGAAUUUUUGCAGUACAAUGGUGGCUAAAACAAAUUAUACCACUAAACAAAAGCUAAGUAAAUCUCUUAUGGAUGAUAAUGAUGGAAAUACAUUUCAAUUUAAACCUGAUAAAUAUGUAACAAAUCUAUCAAGUGUUAGACUUUCUGUAUUUGAAAAAGAAGCCCUAUCUCUCGGAUUUAAUUUCUCUGUUGCACAUACCAAGAUUUCUGAUCUAUCCAUAGAUGCUCAAUUCGAAAAUCUCUAUGAUCAGUUGAACCCUCUAGUCCCAACCACCCUAGAUAGGAAAAAUUGGUUAAAGGUGAAAUUGGUUGAUGUUGCCCACCACUUUCACGGAUCUCAAAUCAGACAAAGGAGUAUUUUAACUUCUAAACAUUUCGCCGCGUUAAACAACCUUCGAAGCAGGUCAGAUAUUGUGAUCCUCAGACCUGACAAAGGUUCAGGAGUAGUCGUUAUAAAUAAAUGUGAAUAUAAAGAAAAAAUGCUAUCUAUACUGGGUGACGAGAGUAAAUUCUUACCGGACGUUUUAUCCAAUAUUAAUGUUAGAAAAUUGGAAUCCAGAGUGAAAUCCAAUCUAUUAAAGCUUCUUAAAAUGAACGUCAUAAACACUGAGGAGUUUAAUGUAUUAAAACCUUCGGGUUCUGUUCUCCCGAAUUUAUAUGGACUACCUAAAGUUCAUAAACCUAAUAUUCCAUUACGACCAAUUUUAUCUAUGCGCGGUUCACCCACACAUGAGCUAGCUAAAUGGCUUGUAAAAUUGUUAAACCCAAUUCGUAUUAAACUAUGUAAGUUUUCCUUAAAAGAUACAUUUGAACUGAUUGAUCUUCUUGGGGACAUUAAUAUUAAAGAUAAGUCUUUGUAUUCUUUUGAUGUUCCGUUAACAAAGACGGUGGAUUUCCUUUGUGACUAUAUUUCUAAAAAUUUUUCCCUUUUUCCUAUUCCGUUAUCAUUGUUGAAAGAAUUACUUUUGUUAUGUACUGCUAAUGUUCAAUUCACGUUCGAUGGUGAAUAUUUUCGGCAAGUUGAUGGUGUAGCUAUGGGUAGCCCUUUGGGGCCUCUCCUAGCUGAUGUAUUUAUGUCAUAUGUAGAAAACAGGACGAGUGAGCUUAUUAGUGAGGUAACUCUAUAUAGAAGAUACAUGGACGAUAUUCUAAUUAUAUGUGCUAAAGACUUUGACGUUUACGGAUUAUUGGAUAAACUCAAUAGUGUUCAAGAUGAUAUCGUGAUGACACAUGAAGCAGAAAGUAAUGGCAAAUUGGCUUUUUUAGACAUACUUUUAAGUCGAAGGGAUGAUGGUACUAUUAGACGGUCAGUGUAUAGGAAACCUACCUGGACGGGACAAUACUUAAAUUUCCAUAGUUUUUGUCCAUUGCAAUACAAGCGAGGCUUGGUUAAGCGUCUCUUUAAAAGAACUCAAAGGAUUUGUACAUCUGACACGGUGGAAAAAGAUGAAAAGUUACUGACUGACACAUUAAUAGCAAAUGGUUAUCCAUUAAAUUUUAUUAAUAGGUGCAAAAGUCAGUUAAUACCAAGACCUCUUGUUUAUUCGGUUCCAAAGAAAAAAGUUUACAUCAAUCUAUCAUAUAGAGGUGAAUCUAAUAGCAUAGUUUUAAGACAGAGAUUGAAAGCAGCGAUCGAGAACACCUAUUAUGCUGCUCAAUUGAUUGUGAUUGAAAAGUCCAAGGCCAUGAUUCCUAGUACACCCAGACAAUGCACCAAUGAUUACGUCACAUCCCAUUGUAUUUACCAAUUUACAUGUUUGUGUGGACACACAUACAUAGGGAGGAGUAAUCGAACAAUGCAAUCAAGGGUCAAUGAACAUGUGCCUAAAUGGCUUCAAAAUCAAUGUGUGUCAAACGAUCCGAUCAACGUGGGUGGUAGAAAACCAGGGUCAUCGAUAGCGAAACAUAUAAUUGAAACGGGGCACAAAAUUGAUAUUAAUGCAGCUUUUAAAACGUUGUAUAGAAAUUGUCAAGGACGAAUUCUUAAGUUUAUAGAAGCCUUGGCUAUUCGUAAAUUUAAGCCCCCUUUAUGUGCACAAAAACAAUUUGUCGUAACCUUGAAUUUACCUUGGUAAUCCUUGAGUCAUUCUAUGGCCUAGGAUAAUGCGACAAUUUCCCCUUUGUUAUUUUUGUUUGUACUUUAACUUUCAUGUAAUUGACCUUUAUUAAUUUUCAUAUAAAAUGCCCUGACAAGUAUAUGUGUGACCAGAUUGUUCGAAAUGUAUAGCGCAAAUACAUCACAUUUUUCAGAUCA
Molecule: messenger RNA, 2620 nt
Organism: Schistosoma spindalis
Lineage: Eukaryota; Metazoa; Platyhelminthes; Trematoda; Strigeidida; Schistosomatidae
Source: the annotation of a GenBank genome assembly